This is a messenger RNA of Cyprinus carpio (common carp), 2372 nucleotides long. RefSeq names its product trace amine-associated receptor 4-like. Gene Ontology annotation, molecular function: trace-amine receptor activity. NCBI's taxonomy places the organism in Eukaryota, Metazoa, Chordata, Actinopteri, Cypriniformes, Cyprinidae. Gene Ontology annotation, cellular component: membrane. Gene Ontology annotation, biological process: G protein-coupled receptor signaling pathway. The record is from RefSeq and is a predicted model, not a curated record.
GAUGUUAAUAUUUAGUAAAAUCGCCUUAAAUUAUAGAAAUAUUAACAUUUUUUUUUUUAACUAAAAUCACAAAAGCACAUAUUGGUUCACAUAUAACUCUGUCUUCAUUUGUAUGUUAAUCUAUAAGAAUUUGGGCUGAUCAAUAUUAAGAUUUUGUCAAAAAUCCCCCACCAUGGCCCCGCCCUACAAACAUCAUGCCCCGCCCCCCAGCAGCCCCUAGAUAAAGUAUGUUUCCGCAUCUAUGGUUCAAAAUUAACCUCAUAACCUAAAAGUAGAUAAAAAUUUAAUUGUUUAUUUAUUGCUCAAGAAUUUCCCUUCUGAGGUCAAUUUUUUAUUAGGUUUUAUUACACUUAAUUAAGCCACUAUUCUUUUCAUUUUGGACUGGGAAAGGAUUUUUACUUCUGGAAGUUCUAGAGUAGGCUAUGUUAACAUUUUAUGUCACGCUCAUAAAAAAAGAAAAAAAUAAUAAAGGGACAUGUUUGAUCAUGUUUCAAUAAGUAACACAUUUAGUUUUUAGUUAAUCUCCAUUUCAAGACAGAAGUAAAGUGGGUUAAUUUUUUCUCCAUUUUAUCCCCUGAGUUCAUGUUGUGUUUGUAACUAUGGACAACAGUGACAGGUGUGGGGAGGGUUACCUCAAAUCUGAGAGUAUAUAUGAACAAGUCUGAGCUGCUUCUUCAUUUAGGGAGUUAGAUGGGCAUAUAUAUGUUCAUUUGACUUUGGAUAUUGGUUUUUACCAAACUAUAAUUUGUAAAAUUAUUCUGUUUAUACUUUGGUUUAUAAUUGCCUGCCAUCAUACAUUAUAUGUUAUAAAGAAAAUCUCAGCAUCUGGAGCAGACGUGAUGACUUCAAAUGAAACUCAAACUGAGAACAUCCUUCUCUGCUAUCCACUCCGACCAGACUCCUGUCCAAAACUGCAUUGUCUUACUGUUGUUAAAGUGGCAAUGUAUGUGUUAAUGCUGCUGAUGAUCCUCACAACAGUUUUUGGGAACCUGCUGAUCAUCAUCUCCAUCUCUCACUUCAAACAGCUUCAGUCUCCAACUCAUCUGAUCGUUCGUUCUCUGACUGCCAGUGACUGUCUGCUGGGCUCUUUGGUCAUGCCAUACAGCAUGGUGCGAUCUGUUGAAGGCUGCUGGUAUCUGGGAGAUUUUGUGUGUAAGGUUCAUUCUAGUUUAGACAUGAGCUUCUGUAUCUCCUCCUUACUGCAUCUGAGUUUAAUAUCUGUUGACAGGUACUGGGCCAUUUGUGACCCUCUGAGGUACAAAAUGAGGGUCACAAACAACACUGUGACUGUUUUUACAACCUUCAUAUGGCUGUUUUCAUUUCUCUACAGUUUUUAUGUUGUGUUUUCAGGUGUAAACACAAUUGGUUUGGAGUUGUUUAUCAUGCAGGUUUAUUGUGUGGGAAGUUGUGUUCUGUUUUUUAACAAGCAGUGGGGUCUUAUAUGCCCAAUUCUCACCUUUUUCCUUCCUGGGACAAUCAUGAGCUCUCUGUAUUUAAAAAUCUUUCAUGUGGCACGAAAACAUGCAAAGGUUAUGUCAGAAAGUGUGACUGGAGGGUUGAAGAGCCAAAGCUCAGCUCACAGAGAGAGAAAAGCAGCUAAAACUCUGGCUAUUGUCAUGUGUGUUUUUUUGUUCUGCUGGCUGCCGUAUUUUACGGUUACUGCUCUUGACCCUUUUUUCAAUUUUUUCACCCCAGCUGUUGUUUUUGAUGCUCUAAUUUGGUUUGCAUAUUUGAACUCCACUUGUAACCCCUUGAUCUAUGGUUUUUUCUACCCUUGUUUUCAGAGUGCAUUUAAGAUUCUCAUUUCCACUUACAUCUGUGGCAACAAGGAUCCAAACACUACUACAUUUAAAUGAACAAGGUCAAAUGAAUAACCCCAAAAUUAUCAUAUUACUUUUUUCUGUAAUUCUUUUCUAUGGCAAUGCAUUAAUUUAUUGAUUUAUUUAUUUUUAUUGGGUGCAACAGGGCUGAAGACAUACCUUAACCUGGUGAAUCCUAACAUAUGAAAUUAUUGUCAGAAUUUUUUUUUUUUCGCCACUUUUUCGGUGCACCCAAAGGUCCAAAAAAAAUCAUUAAUCAAGUGACAUUUACAGAUUGUGAUUAAUAUAGCAUUUUUUUUUAAACGUUGAAUCUAUUUAUUAUUUUCUGAUUAGUCCAUUUAUCCUUACCAAUCACCUUAGUUAACCUUCCAAUAAAUAAUAACCAUAACUUUUGCCAUUCUACGAUCUUCAACAUUUUUAUGAAAAAAAGUGCAAGAAUUAAAAGGCAUCUAUAAGCAUUGAUUUACAGUUCAGAGAUUUAUAAAAUGAUAAAUUGCAGCCUUUAAAACCAACUUUUUUUGGUUUGUUUGUUUGUUUUUUUUUAAGAAAAGG